Molecule: messenger RNA, 522 nt
Organism: Penicillium cinerascens
Lineage: Eukaryota; Fungi; Ascomycota; Eurotiomycetes; Eurotiales; Aspergillaceae
Product: DUF4149 domain-containing protein
Exons: 4
Coding region: 1-522 (173 amino acids)
Source: RefSeq, a predicted model, not a curated record
AUGACGGAUCCUCGCCCCUACCACGUUCUGAGCUACGGUACCCUUCUGGGUACACAGUUCUUCCAGUCCUUCGUCGGCGGCGUAGUUGCAUUCCGCGCUCUGCCGCGCCCGCAAUUCUCCAGUCUGCAGGCGGCCAUCUUCCCCAUCUACUUCUCCAUGCAGUCCGCGUUACCCGUGGUAGUAGCUCUGACAGCCAGUAGAGGCGGACAGGCGCUCGGUAUCUCGGGCCUUGCUGCCCCAGAGAACCGCUACACCACCCUCUUGCCUAUGGCCACCGUCGCUGUGACUGGGUUGAUCAACCAGAUUGUGUUGCGUCCACUGACGAUGAAGAUUAUGCGCGAGCGGAAGCACCAAGAAACCCGCGAUGGCAAGAAGAGCUACGACCCUGCUCCCCAUUCUAAGGAGAUGGUGGCUCUGAACAAGCGGUUUGGCCGUGUGCAUGGUAUCUCUAGUCUAGUGAACCUGAUCAGCCUGGUUGCCACUGUCUGCUACGGGGUCGUUCUCAGUAAGAAGCUGGAGUGA